Colletotrichum gloeosporioides is the source of this 366-nucleotide messenger RNA. RefSeq lists its product as uncharacterized. The transcript has 3 exons. The record is from RefSeq and is a predicted model, not a curated record. NCBI's taxonomy places the organism in Eukaryota, Fungi, Ascomycota, Sordariomycetes, Glomerellales, Glomerellaceae. The coding region runs from base 1 to 366 and encodes 121 amino acids.
AUGGGCACGAUUGGCAUCAUCAUCACCGUCAGAGUAUUCGACAAGUACAGAAGGAGAACCGGCGUCCCUGCGGCCUCCUACCUGGUCCUGCCUCAGGCUCACAGGCCACCCCUAAAUAUCGACCAUCAUGCAUCCUUGUUUGUCGUCAACCAGGAAGACCAGGUCACAUCAACAGCCUCGAUGCCCUCGAGCCCCAGGAUGGCCGUCCGUCGAGGCCUUCAGCUAGCGUUCCAAGUUUAUCAAGACAACGACGAUGCCGUCGACAUCUGCGUCAGCCCUGCUGCCACCGUGCAGCCUCAGCCUCCCGUCGACUCCGUGCCGGAGCAACGACAUCUCCUAGCCAGUGUCUCUCUUGCGCCGCACUAA